This is a messenger RNA of Pantherophis guttatus, 1897 nucleotides long. RefSeq names its product fibroblast growth factor 13 (gene FGF13). Lineage: Eukaryota; Metazoa; Chordata; Lepidosauria; Squamata; Colubridae. Gene Ontology annotation, molecular function: growth factor activity. The record is from RefSeq and is a predicted model, not a curated record.
UCCCGACCGAACCGCCCGCCCGUUGGCUCGCUUGUCGCCGCCUUCUCCUCCUCUCCUCCUCCUCCUCCUCUCCCGUUGCAGAGUGCGCGCUCGCUUUCCCCCCUCCCCAAAAAGACGCCAAAGCCUCGCUCCGUCCGGCAGCUUUCGGGAGAUGCUGCGGCGAAGGCUGACCCGGUGAGCAGGACUCCAACCAAGCUCGCCUUCCCGGGGGAGGACGCCACCAACCUCCUUAAGGAGCCGCUCUCCAGGAGCAGGGACGCUAAGGCGCCCGUCCGGAGCUCACCCGGAGCCCCCUUCUCGCGGGGGCCGCGGGGUCUCUAACAGGUUGUCUGUUGGCCGGACGGAGAGAGGCGCAAGGAAGAGCCGACUCAACCGGGGAGAGGCGCCGGUGCUGCGCCAGGGCGCCCGUGCGCCUUUGGAGCCGUCCGGAGAACCUGUUGGGUGUCCGGUUUCUCUGAAGGCAGAAAGAACUUGGCGUCCCGGGAUCGAAGUUGCGGGAGCUUCUUGCGUUGCAGCGGCCCGGGGCACCGCCUUUUGGGAAGGGGGAAAGCAUCCUUUCCUCCCGUGCCUCCGUCGCCCAAGGGCGCACGCCUUGCCCUCCUCCGCCAGCGUCCCUCGGCGGGCACACCGGGAGCGGGGAAGACGGCCUAGCCCGUCGUCCCGCCGCUUCCUCUUCCUAAAUCCCGAGGGGCGGCGAGAGCAGCAUGCUGGGGGCCUCCCCCGCAGGCAGCGCCCGCAGCCUCGCCGAGUGACCCUCCAGGGUGGCGGCUAUGGCGGCAGCCAUCGCCAGCUCCCUGAUCCGCCAGAAGAGACAAGCGAGGGAGCGCGAGAAAUCCAACGCCUGCAAAUGUGUCAGCAGCCCCAGCAAGUCCAAGACCAGCUGCGCCGACAAGAAGAAGCUCAGCGUCUUCUCCCGGGUCAAGCUUUUCGGUUCCAAGAAAAGGCGGAGGAGGAAACCAGAACCACAGCUGAAAGGCAUCGUCACAAAACUUUACAGCCGGCAAGGAUAUCAUUUGCAGAUGCAAGCAGAUGGAACCAUUGAUGGAACGAAAGAGGAAGAAAGCACAUACACUUUGUUUAAUCUCAUACCGGUUGGUUUACGAGUUGUGGCUAUCCAAGGCGUUCAGACAAAGCUGUAUUUAGCGAUGAACAGUGAAGGCUACCUGUAUACAUCAGAGCACUUCACACCGGAAUGCAAGUUCAAAGAAUCCGUUUUUGAAAAUUAUUACGUCACGUAUUCUUCCAUGAUCUACCGGCAGAUGCAAUCGGGAAGAGGUUGGUACUUAGGUCUCAACAAAGAAGGCGAAGUCAUGAAAGGAAACCACGUGAAGAAAAACAAGCCCGCGGCACACUUCCUUCCCAAACCGCUAAAAGUGGCCAUGUACAAAGAACCCUCCCUCCAUGACCUUACCGAAUUCUCACGGUCUGGCAGUGGAACCCCGACGAAAAGCAGAAGCGUUUCGGGAGCGUUGAAUGGCGGCAAAUCUAUGAGCCAUAACGAAUCGACGUAGCCAGGACGGAGAAGCUAGAGGAGAGAAGAAGCAUCGCUUGGGGACUUUUUUUUACCUCUAGAUCUGCUGUGGAGUCCUUAUUUUUGCAAAAACCAACAAACAAACAAACACACCUACCAUUCAGCCCUUCCCGACAAGCCAACAAACUGGGAUAAAGUCUCUUGGCCUUUGAUCAGCUACUUUUGGACUUUCCGGAGGUCCCCAAAUCACCGUCAAUGAUUCGUGUUGAAGGAAAGAUUCCCCCCUCAGUGAUGUAAAACGCAAACACGGGCCUAGCCAGACAAAUAUGAAGCAAUGAUCUCGCAUUGAGUUUGCUUUUACUUCUUAUCUUCACCUACCCUCUUUUGGGGGGGGGGACAAAAAAAUAAAUUAAAAAAAUCCCACAA